AUGGCCGCUCCCAAGAUCUCUCACGGCCAGAUCCCUCAUCCAGCUACGUCGAUCAUCGCGCCUCCACCGGCACAUCUUCCGCCGCCGUCAUAUGAAGAGAUCUCCAACUCCAGACCACCACCAGCCUAUAUCGACCCAAACCCAAACCCAAACACCUCCACCACCCGCGAUGUGAGCCAGGCACGAACCAUCUUCACCCAGGAACCGCCCCAAGAGCAGCCCUACCCGUGCUGGCUCAGACGCAACCUCUCCGUCGCCACAUUCACCGUCUUCUUCAUGAUCCUCGUUGCCAUCCCCCACCUAAUCUUCGCCUGCAUCGUCGCCAAGGACCUCCACGACGAUGAAUUCGACUACAAGUGCGGCAGAUACUACAUCUCCUCCGCCGACGAGCCACCCCCAAACGAGCAUCGGACCGUCCCGACCCCUGGCAUCUUCCACGCCGACUGCCGCCUCCUCUACCACUGGUCCCAGCUCCUGACCACCGCCGGAUCCACCACCAUCCUCCGCGCCCUCCUCCAGGCCAUCCCCGUCCAGAGAUCUGACAGUUCGACCUCCAACCGCCGCCGCAGCCGCAUCGCCAGGUCCCUCCUCUCCCCUUCGGGCGUCUGGACUCUCCGCACCCUCUCCUCCCUCUCCCUCUUCGCCCUCUACCUCGCCUCCGGCCUCAUCCUCGGCACGAACCGCUUCAUCACCGGUCCCCAGGCCCGCGACUCCCUCCGCCCAGUCUACCUCGGCAGCGCCGGCCUCAUCUGGUUCUCCGUCCUCCUCACGGGGCACCAGGCCGCCACGACGGGCAUAGCAAGCUGGUGCGCGAGAGGCAUGAAGGACCCGCACGAGCGGUCCUACACCCCUUCGAUCUAA
Clonostachys rhizophaga is the source of this 861-nucleotide messenger RNA. The record is from the annotation of a GenBank genome assembly. Lineage: Eukaryota; Fungi; Ascomycota; Sordariomycetes; Hypocreales; Bionectriaceae.